Molecule: messenger RNA, 4335 nt
Organism: Melanotaenia boesemani (Boeseman's rainbowfish)
Lineage: Eukaryota; Metazoa; Chordata; Actinopteri; Atheriniformes; Melanotaeniidae
Gene: cep135
Product: centrosomal protein 135
Exons: 26
Coding region: 284-3790 (1168 amino acids)
Source: RefSeq, a predicted model, not a curated record
UGUUCUGCCGUGCCUUUGACUUCCAUGGUGACGAAUCCAAACUCGAGACCAUCGGCGCUCUUUUCAAACCACUUUACCGCGGAAACAUGUUAACUUGGAAGUUUUACCAGUAUCAAGAGGUAUUUAAGAAAUUGAUGCAACCAUAAAAUGUCACUAGUACGAGUAGUUUGUCCAAGCGGCGAGACGAUAAUGUGUGAUGUAACGUCACGUCUGCGUCGUUUUAGCUAACAUUAGCCGUCACGAAAACUGCUUUCAAGCACGCGACUCCAACGACAUCACAGCCAUGAACAGCAGCGCAGAGAGGAAAUUCGUCAAUUUACGGAAACGUCUAGAUCAGCUGGGCUACCGACAGACACUAGGAAUAGAGUCACUGCCGCUGGUGGAGAAACUAUUCAGUGAUCUGGUCCACACAACUGAGAGUCUGCGCAAUGCUAAACUAUCGGCAGGAAAAACUGAGAAAGAGAGUCGAAAUUUUGAUGCGCUCCUGGAGCCUUACAAGACAGAGAAUGCCACGGUGGUCAGGGAAAACAAUGAGCUGCACCAUGAGCUUCUAAAACUGAGAGAAGAGAAGGAUCGGGUCAUCAGAGAGUUCAAAGCUCACAUUCGGAAACUGGAUCAUGAGACAACUGACCUGAAGUUUUUAAACAAUCAAUAUGUGCAUAAGGUUCGCUGCCUGGAGAAGGACAGCAAAGCUAAAGCUGAGCGCAUCCAGCAGCUACAGGAGAAGAACUUGCAAGCUGUUGUGCAGACACCCGGUGGAAAAAAACGCAGUAUCCCUUUUAGAAGACAGCGAAUGCAGAUUGACGAGCUUCUUCCUCCAUCCGCAACAUCUGCUUAUCCUGUUCUGCAGCCUGAUGAUCCAUAUGUUGCUGAUUUACUGCAGCUGGCCGAUGUAAGAAUUAAUGAACUACAAGAAGACAUCAUUAAACUCAAACUAGACCUGGAAAAUACGCAAGAAUGUAUAAAACACCUAAACACUCAGGUGGAGGAGCGGGACAAAGAAAUUGAGCGUCUGAAUCAUGUACUUCGCGGAGGACGGCCCCAUGAAGUAAUUUCUCUUGAAGCUCAAAACAUCAACAAUGAGAAAUUGAUUGCCCACCUUAAUCUUCAGAUUGAGUACCUACAGGAGACCAACAGAACCCUGGAGCAAAAGUUAGAGGGGCUGCAGCGGAAAAAGAAUGACGCCUCUACUGAAGUGGCCAAUCUGUCCUUAAAAAACCUGGAGCUCUGUGAAGAGCUGACGCACAUAGAUGACCUUGCAAAGCGCCUUGAGAUGGAUAAGGAGCGUGUGUUGGAAACUGCUGACAUGGAAGUACAAGAAACUAAAAAAGAAAUUCAAAGGCAGCAGAAAAUCAUUGAAGACUUGGAGGAUAUUAUCACAAAGAUAAGAAGGGACAAGUCUGAAGGUGAAUUUGAAAAAGACCGUCUCAGAGAUCAGCUGGUGGAGCUCAAAGAGCAAAACGAGAAGAUGGAGGGACUGGUGAAUUUCCUAGAGGAUGAAAAAAUCAGGCUGCAGGGUAAAGUUGAGAAGAUGAUGGCGGCAGAUAAAGACCUGGUGCUGGAGUUGGAGACUAUGCGUGCCAAACAUGGUGUCUGUGGAAGAGAACGAUCCCCAUCUCGUCUAGAUGCCUUUGUGAAGAGUCUAGAGGAGGAACGAGAUUACUAUCGGCAGGAGGCGGAGCGCUACAAAAGAGCUAGAGGAGCUGGUGGUCUGAGCUCGAGCCCCAGUCGUAGUCCAGACAGAGGAAGGAGUCCAAGGUCCAAAUUAAAACAAGGAGGAGUUGCAGAGGCAGACCUGUUUCAUGUCAUUAAAGAAAGAGAUGAUCUGAAAGCAGCUCUGUUGGGUUUUGAGAAGCACAUGGAGAAUUUUCAGAACAACGUGAAGGCCCUCAGCGAUGAGAGAGACCAUUUCAAAACCCUGUUUAAACAGGCUCAAGAUGACCUAAAGCUGGCCCGAAGCAUAGAGUAUUCAGCUGACGUCUUGAGACUGCAAGAGGAGUUGAAACAGGCCGAAGUGAAAAUUGAACAAAUGACCACUGAAAGAGAGACACUGACAGAGAGAUUAAAGGUAGCACAGACUUCAGCUCUCACAGACAGACAGGUAGAGGAGAGGAGGAUUCUCCAUCUGGAGAACACCAUCAAGAGUCUGGAGCAGGAGAGGCUGGUCCUGCAGUCACAGGUGUGUGCGCUGAAGGAGAGUAGGGAGGCUGCUGAAGCAGAGCUGAAGGUUCGGUCAAUUUCUCUGGUACACAACGCAGAGGAGGUCGCCCAGCAGAGAGCCGAAGCUAAUGCUCUGAGGCUUUUACAAGAGCAGAUGGAGCAGACGCUAUCUGAUACGCAACACAGGCUCUCUGUGAAGAUGAAUGAACUUCAUGCAGCCCACGAGCAGAUUGACAAACUUGAGGAGAAAUUAGGGGAGCUGAGUCAGCACAGUUCCAAGCACAGAGAGGAAGUAGCUGCCCUUCAGAAGUCCGUCUCUACCCUCGAUAAAGAGAAGGAUGCUCUGCAGGAUGAGGUGGACCAAAAGACAGAAAAACUAGUAGUUCUCCAGGAGGAACUAAACAAGAAGGAAAAGACCCUUGAAGACGUGAGAGUGACAGUGAAAAACAUGGACAACUCUCUAGUCCAGCUGCAAGGAGCAUUAAACAGUCGCGAGAGGGAGAUCAGCAGUCUGAGGAGGCAGCUGGAUGCAUCUCAGGAGGAGCUGGCUGCCUUCAGGAAGGACAAAGAAAUCAUAAUCAGAGAGAACCGGAGGCUGCAAGAUGACCUGGCCACAAUGACAAGAGAGAACCAAGCUGUACAUGUGGAAAUGGAGGAGGCUUUGCACGAGAAGGAUGAACUGAAGUUGAGGAUCCACUCUUACAUUUCUGAAGUUUCCAGAAUAGAGAAAUUGAUGGCCACAAAGGAACAGGAGAAUAGGGAUUUACUGGAACGGUUCAAGAUGGCCCACUCUGAAAUGGAAGAGCGGGAUCAGAAAUUGCAGAUGGCUGAAGGCCUCAAUACCUCCAUCCGCCUGGAGCUGCUGUCUUCAGACUCGGAACGAAGAAAACUGCGAGAUGCUGCUGCACAGCAGGAGAGAGAGAUCCAGCAGCAUGUACAUGCACUGCAGGCUUAUGAGGCCAAAGUAUCCUCACUGGUUCGUGGGAUGUCACGACUAGAGGAGGAGCUACACAAAGCACAGGAGGAGAAGGCCGCUCUCCUCUCAGAUGUAGCAUCUGUCAGGGAGCUGUGUGUCAAACUGGACUCUGGAAAGGACCUCACUGCACGUCAGCUCACUGCUAAGAGCAUGGACCUCGAGAGGGUAACAGGAGAACUGGAGGAUGUUCGGUCAGAAAUGGAGCUACUAAAGAAGCAGCUGGCUAGCGAGAGGUUGACUGUGCGCAACCUCGAGGCGCUGCUCUCCACCAACCGGCAAAAAGAGUUCCAAACUCAUUUAAUGGCCAGCGAGAAAGAGUCCGAGCUCAAAGUCUUGCGGGACAGACUCACCCUGGCAGAGAGCAAAACUACGGAGCAAGCCAGAGAGGUGUCCCAGCUCCGUGGCAAAGUGUCUCAGCUGCAGACAGAAAUAGACGUACUGAAAAGACAACUGACCACCGAGCGCUUUGAACGUGAAAGGGCAGUCCAGGAGAUGCGGAGACAAGGUUUGUCCUUUUCAUCCCUGCAAAGCUCAUCGUCCCUCAGUGUCUCCAGCAGUCCUCGCCACACCUCCACAGAGCGCUCCAUCCUCCGAACUCUUGACCGCUCCAGUGACAAGUCAACAGAUAGGAAUGUCAGCUUUAAGGAUGGAUGACAAAUGAAGGGGUGUGACGAGUGAGUCGGAAAACACUAGAAGCUUGUGCUUGAAGUGUUGACUGGACAUGAAAUAACCUGUAGCAUACCUCAGCUGCUUCACCAUGCCGUCCAACCAGAGUCAGUUCAGACAAGACAAUAUACCCACCUGUUUUAAAGUUCUCUUGUUUUUAAAAAGAAAUCCAACUUCUCACUCAGCUUAGUGACUUCAUUUUCUGGAAUGACUCCCAGCUUUUCUAACUUUUGUACAUGUUUAGAAUGAAGGUUUUGUGUAUUAUGUUUAAUAUUCAUGUUUUUUAUGUUUAAAAGUGUCUAAAUUAUUUACUAAAUAAAGUAUGCAGAAAUUUGAAAUGGCACAGGUGUAGAUUACACUGUAACAGUCAAAUGUUAUUUGAAAGGGAGUUGUAAACAUUUGUAACAUCAUUAUUGGCCAAACUGGUUGAGUUACUGUGUAAGUACACACUUUCCUAUUCAGUUUCAAGCUUUAGUGGUUUUGCAUGAUGUGCAGAAAUCUCAAGUAAAAACGUGUAACAGCUUUCAGUAUAC